GCCGCCAUAUGGGGCGCCGCCCCCCUCCCCCGUUUACUUUCCCUUUAAUACAUGACGUAAUCGUGUUCAACCAGUGCUCUAAUUUGUGUCACAGCUCCGCUGGAAGAAGCGGGGCUAUUGUGGGAACGGGGACGUCGGCGCUUGGUUGUCGGGCCAGAAAAUGGAGUUUUUGAUAGGCAAUCCAUUCAGCACACCGGUCGGACAGCGAAUAGAGCAUGCAACCAGCUCCAGUCUCCCUGCAGAAGACUGGGCCCUAAACAUGGAGAUCUGUGACAUUAUCAACAGCUCGGAGGAAGGACCAAAAGAUGCCGUCAGAGCGAUUAAAAAGAGAGUUGUUGGGAACAAGAACUUCAAGGAGGUUAUGCUGGCGCUGACUGUCCUGGAGGUCUGUGUUAAGAACUGUGGCUUUAGAUUCCAUAUUUUGGUGUCCACCCGUGAGUUUAUAGAGGGGGUGUUGGUGCGAGCAAUUAUACCGAGGAACAACCCUCCUUUGGUCCUGCAUGACAGAGUGCUUAGCAUCAUACAAGCGUGGGCUGAUGCAUUCCGCAGCUCACCUGAUCUGACAGGUGUGGUGUCUGUGUACGAAGACCUGCGAAGGAAGGGGCUGGAGUUCCCCAUGACUGAACUAGAUGCCUGCUCACCCAUCCACACACCAAACACGGUGAAGAAGCUGAAGGCAGACCUGGGAUUGGUGCAAAGCAAUCUCACCUUGAUGUCAGACAUGAUGAGUCAGCUAGAUCCAGUCACAGCCAAGCAUACAGACAUUGAGUUGCUUCAGCAGUUGUACAUGGUUUGCAAGGAAAUGCAAGACAGGAUAGUGGAGCUUGUCCCCAGACUCAAUGAAGAGAAGCUGAUUGAGGAGUUACUGUUUGCCAAUGAUGAAAUGAACACCACUUUCACUCGCUACCAGAGGUUUGAAAGACACAUGACUAAUAAUAAAAACACAACCGAAAAGAGCCCCACGUAUGUCAACAUAACUGACAUUAAACUUGGAAUGAAGCCUGACAACCUGUCAGGGACUGCAGCACUUUCCACCAACAGCUGUCUCACCCAAUCAACAGUUGAAAGUGUGUCGAGUCAAAUGGCAAGACUAAAUACAAGUGGAACUGUUCACAUGGAUAGAUUUGCACAAAGAACAAACACCUCACUAACCCACCAUAGACAGAGUGAGCAGAGUGAAGGUGUUGUGGAUAACCUGGCUCGAGCUUCGCACACCAGGCUACAAGAAACUGGAAGGAUUCCUGUCAGCCAGUCUACUAUAAUGGAUGAUAUUGAGAAGUGGCUGGCAGUGGAUGAUGAGGAUGACGACUUUGGGGAUUCAGAUGGUGUAACCAGUGAAGAGUUUGAUAGGUUUCUGGCAGGAAGAGCAAAAGCAGCAGAACGACUGCCGUCACUGAAAGCCUCUUGCUCAGACGCCAGCAACAACCAGCCCUAGAGGUCACCGUCCUCUUUCCUCUAUUUACAUCCUCUGUACUGGAGAAGAUCCUGCUCCAUAGACUGAGAUGGAGGGAGAUCUCGUAUAACCCGAAUAACACGCGCUGCAAGCCUCUGACAUGAAAAUGGGGAUUGGCUGCCCUUAUUUUGAGAGAAGAUACCUUUUGAGGUUGACCACUCAAAGAAUGGUUUUACAUUAUUGUAUCUAUUUAUAUGUAGAAUAAGUUAUUUGGGACCAAUGCUACUUGAUAAAGUACAUUCGUUCUUUCCCUAACACUAUUAUGAGGGUCUUUCCAUGUAGGGAAUGCAAAUAUUUGCACAUUUUCUAUGGUUUUAUUCCUGCUGUCGGAAGAAGUGGUGGAGAAUAUUGUUACAAAAAAAAGCUUCUGUAUUGCGCUGAUAAAUCUCAAAUACGGCAGGUGACAUAAAACACGGUGCGCAUCAUGAACAGAGUCGUUAACUGGAAAUAUUUAUGUGAGAGAGGCACAGCUGUUGAAGGUGCUGUGUAAUAUUGCAGCUUAAAAUGACGUGUAAAUAACAGUAACAGCUGCUGAGUUGUGCGGAUUAUGACAAAAUAAACAGUUUACCCACCACACACACACACACACACACACACCUGCUGUGUAUCUGCUGCCAUUCUGUUUGAACUGGUUUGUGGGUCUUGCUUUGAUUUGUUGUCCACGAUGCUGAAAGGUAAAGGUCUGGAUUCGUACUGCAUUACACAUAGCACCUCUGAACGGCGAAAGGAUUUGAUACUCAUCUCUAGCAAAGUCACUGAAAACUGGGAUCUUAACUGAAAACUGUAUACGAAAAAAAAAAAUUUCAUCUUAACAUGAAGAGUCUGUAACAGGUCUUACAAAAUAUAGCGAUAGACUACUGCUGUAAUAAAAC
Molecule: messenger RNA, 2325 nt
Organism: Lampris incognitus (smalleye Pacific opah)
Lineage: Eukaryota; Metazoa; Chordata; Actinopteri; Lampriformes; Lampridae
Gene: tom1
Product: target of myb1 membrane trafficking protein
Exons: 14
Coding region: 161-1435 (424 amino acids)
Biological process (GO): signal transduction
Cellular component (GO): membrane; endosome
Molecular function (GO): clathrin binding; phosphatidylinositol binding; ubiquitin binding
Source: RefSeq, a predicted model, not a curated record